AGUGGAUGGUAAGAUUUGAGAAGAAGAGGCGUAUUUGAACCUCUAGAAUACAUUGAGAGCUCUAUUUGUCUAGUUAUUUUAUGAAGAAGGGGUGUCUUAGUUUAAAUAUCAAGAAAUAUUUUCAGCAAACAAGAAUCUGCAUUUAUUACCGACUUAAUCAUACAGAUCAUACAGAUUAAUAUUAAGAUAUUUUAUACCAAAAGAAACCUUUUAAAUCACGUAGGACUUGUGUUUGAAUGUCUAAUUUCUGUUUGUUUGCGGACAUAGUGUAGACAUAUUGGAAUGGAUUUAAAAAAGAAUAUAGAUUCCACGAGUAACGAAAACAAAAAAGUGAAAAAUGGAUUUAAAUGGAGUACAAUUAUCGCGGCAUUGAGCGUGCGGUGUCUUCUGGUGCUGCACAACAUUCUCGCGGUCUGGAGAGUUGUAAUAUCACAUGAUAACGCGAGUUUCUGGGGUCUGGCAUCUCUAAACAUACUGAUUCUAAUUGAAACAUAUCUCGUCAUUCGACGAAACUAUGGGAAUGAAUGGAAAUGGUGGUGUCCGUGUUUCUUGACGUAUCUGUUAGCAACAUUACCGUCUGUAUGGCUACUUCAGCUCAGCUUGUAUGACAGCCUUGUCUCUACAAAUACAGACACUAAUAGUGUUCAGCCUACACCACAGGGUCAGAUAGCGACAACAUCACCCAUAUCCGCGUCUUCUGAAAUAGGCAACUUUACCAACACAACGUCAUCUGUGUCGACAACCAUGGUAACAACUACCAAUGAGAGAAUAGCGUCAAGUAUUGAUGAAAUUCUUGCACUAGAAGAUACCACAUGGAUAGUUGUCAUUCAGGAGUCACUGGUGUACCUGCUUGUGUUUGGACGCUGGAUCUUACCGCGUUCAGAAGUGUCACGUGCAGCACUGUCUGACCUCCUAUUAGAGUAUCUAGCUAUAGCUUCUGACAUUAUGGAGUUGUAUGCCAUAUUCGACGAGGAUGUUGUACAAAGCAAUUUCGGAGCUACUUACGCUAUUCUCACCAUUUGGUCAAUCAGCUUUUUGCAAUUUGUACCUGUCCUAGUAUUCAAACAAAAAUACCGCCAUUUACAAAGUCCCCGGAUGAGCAAAAUAAAUCGCGCAUGCGGAGAGUACUUCGCAGAGGUUGUUGUAACUUUAACAAGCAUUUUACUGCAGGAUGGACCUUUUCUCUGUCUAAGACUUUACAUCAUGUUAAGGUUCGAGCUGAUCACAUAUAGCUUGGUGUUUUUCGUACUGAAGAACAUUGUGGCGGUUCUUCUGUUGAUAUAUCGUCUGGUAAUUCUUUGUAUCCGACUACCAUGCUGUUACCAUGACAACGGAGAAGUUGUAGAUGUUGAAAGUGUCGAUUUUUCGCGUCCAGUGGUUCUACAAGUUAAAGCAGAUAUGUUUCGUAGGUUGGAAUAUUAUAAAACGUACAAUUAAAGAUAAAUGCGAUGUACAUUUAUGCAAUUAUAAAGUCAAACCAACAUAAUUAUAAUUAGCGCUGGACACGUCUUUAAAAUAUCAUUAUCAUCGCUUUUAUAACAGUCACCAUCGUCAUGUGGAGUUAAAUUGCCACGAUGUUAGAAUCACUAAUUUACAGCAUACAGUAUUAAAUUCUACAAAUACUCCUUUUUAA
This is a messenger RNA of Ruditapes philippinarum (Manila clam), 1633 nucleotides long. Its product is annotated as transmembrane protein 26-like. The record is from RefSeq and is a predicted model, not a curated record. The transcript is spliced from 3 exons. The coding region runs from base 283 to 1437 and encodes 384 amino acids. Lineage: Eukaryota; Metazoa; Mollusca; Bivalvia; Venerida; Veneridae.